GCCCGCUGCACAACGGGUGACGGGCUCCGUCCCGGUAUCACCAGACUGGUCGCCAGGGGCCUGUCAGCGGGGAGCAAUAAUGGGGGGGCGAGUCCUACAGCCACUCACCUGCUGGGCGCUCACUGGUGCCUGCAGGCCCUGCUGGUGCGCACGGUCUCUGGUUACAAGCAUAACCCAAAGCAAGAUCUGUUUUCAUUAUCUGCCACAUCUGGACUUUCUAAGGGUGUUGAGAAGAUGGUGAAUGUCCUGAAGGGUGUUCUUAUAGAAUGUGACCCAGCCAUGAAGCAGUUCCUGCUGUAUUUGGAUGAGUCAAAUGCACUGGGGAAGAAGUUCAUCAUACAAGACCUGGAUGAAACGCAUGUUUUUGUGUUAGCUGAGUUGGUUAACUUCCUCCAGGAGAGAGUGGGCGAGUUAAUGGACCAGAACUCUUUUCCUAUUACACAAAAGUAAAAAGACUAGAAAGUGAAUUGACUAUUCCAAAAUUGCAAGCAACAUACAUGGUAUCAAAAGAGUUUUAUUGUUCAUUCUCUGCAUGAUCGAUUAGGGAGUCUUAGAGAGAAGUGGUUACUAUAACAAAAUGGAUUGUUUCCAUACACUAAAUACUUUUGAAUUGGCUUUGAUUUUUGCCAUUUUGAGAGAGACUUGAAAAGCAGGGUACCUUUCAGAGUUUGCUAGUCUAGAGGAUUUUCUGAUGCUUGGUAUAAAAAUACCAUAUUUGUGUUCCUUUACCCUCCUCCAUUUCUUUUCUUGUCAAAUUACAUUAUCUUAAAAACAGAGGGUAAUGGUGUCUUAUUUAUCAGCAUUUCCUUAGAAUAUUGUGUGUUUCACAUUCCUGCAGGUGAGAUUAGAGCAGGUUAUUGUAUGACUGACUGAUUAAACCAUCUGUAUUAACAUGUUACUUUGUGUAACUGAUGAAACACCCUCAGUAAGUUGAGUGCAUGAUGACAUGGAAUACUUAGCUUUUAUUUUUAAAAUAUUUGAUGCACCAAAAUAAAUAAAAUGUUUUCCCCCC
This is a messenger RNA of Mauremys mutica (yellowpond turtle), 1012 nucleotides long. It is a transcript of the gene GTF2H5, whose product is annotated as general transcription factor IIH subunit 5. The transcript is spliced from 3 exons. Lineage: Eukaryota; Metazoa; Chordata; Testudines; Geoemydidae. Gene Ontology annotation, cellular component: transcription factor TFIIH core complex; transcription factor TFIIH holo complex. The record is from RefSeq and is a predicted model, not a curated record. The coding region runs from base 235 to 450 and encodes 71 amino acids. Gene Ontology annotation, biological process: nucleotide-excision repair, preincision complex assembly; nucleotide-excision repair; transcription by RNA polymerase II.